UAGUUUUUGAACAGUGCAAGCAAUUGCUCGUCCAUGAGAGCAAAACGACGUCCCAACUCCCCCCCGAUCCACCUGCCCCACUGCAGGCUGCAGCUCACACCCAAACGCCUCACGCCCCGCCGCCAUGCGCAUCUUCGUGCUCUCCGGCCAGAGCAACAUGGCCGGCCGCGGCGGCGUCCACCACCGGCGCUGGGACGGCGUCGUGCCGCCGGAGUGCGCGCCGUGCCCCUCCGUCCUCCGCCUCACCGCCGCGCUCGACUGGGUGGAGGCGCGGGAGCCGCUCCACGCCGACAUCGACACGGCCAAGACCUGCGGCGUCGGCCCCGGGAUGGCCUUCGCCCGCGCCGUCCUCCCGCGCCUGGACCCGCCCGGCUCCGGCGUCGGCCUCGUCCCCUGCGCCGUCGGCGGCACCGCCAUCCGGGAGUGGGCCCGCGGGGAGCGCCUCUACGACCAGAUGGUGCGCCGCGCGCGCGCCGCGGCGGAGUGCGGGGAGAUCGAGGCCGUGCAGUGGUACCAGGGGGAGAGCGACGCCGAGUCCGACGCCGCCACGGCCGCGUACGCCGGGAACCUGGAGACGCUCAUCGCCAAUGUCAGGGAGGAUCUUGGGAUGCCUCAACUGCCAUUCAUCCAGGUUGCUCUUGCAUCUGGGAAUAAAAAGAACAUUGAAAAAGUGAGGAAAGCUCAGCUUGGUAUCAACCUGCCCAAUGUUGUAACUGUGGACGCAUUUGGACUGUCAUUAAAUGAAGAUCAUCUGCAUCUUACCACUGAAUCACAAGUAAAGCUUGGUGAAAUGCUCGCACAAGUCUACAUGAGCAAUUUUUUGCCAGCAACAUGCUAGGAGGAGUCCUGUCAGAAUGCUAGCGUAUCAGUGAAAACUCAAAUUGAUAGCAAGCCAUCCAGCUGUUGUUACUGUUGUACAAUAAUGGAAAACCUCUCUUAGGUGUAUCUCAGUGUAAAUAACAAAAACUUACUACCAUGAGCACUGUAAUUGUGAGGUUGGAGAUUGACAUUGAAUCGCGCUAGUUACGAGCCCUUACUCUGAAUUUGCCACUAUAUAGUGCCUUUUUUUUAAUUACAUGGAAGCUGUGCACAAAUACCUGUGAGUAUACCUCUUAUAACACAUGAUAAUGGAAGAGAUGAAGUCUAGUGACAAAUUCCUCGUCUUAAUAAAUUCCUGUUAAUCAGACAUAUACGUGUAACACUUGUUGGAACCAGGAUUUAAAUCCUAUUAAGUGACAAUUUGGCAUA
This is a messenger RNA of Oryza sativa Japonica Group (Japanese rice), 1248 nucleotides long. Its product is annotated as probable carbohydrate esterase At4g34215. The record is from RefSeq and is a predicted model, not a curated record. Lineage: Eukaryota; Viridiplantae; Streptophyta; Magnoliopsida; Poales; Poaceae.